GUUGGUAGCUUAAAAUGAAAACACUGGUCAAAAACCAACAUUCAGACGCAAACUGACCACCCUCCCCAACUUUUUAUAUUUUAGCCCAACCGUCAUGGAAGUGUGGGAACGCGCAGGAUUGUGAGAAAUCAUGAGCGGCGGAGAAUGCAUCAGUGCGGCCUUCGUUAAAAAUAGUGCAUGGAUGAAAAUAGCAAAGGCCUGAGAAUAGAUCCUCGAGGAACACCUUGCUUCAGAGAGACUGAAAAGCACGCACUGAGAUCUAGAGUCAAGGAGACAGGUCUAAACCCAAGAAAGAGCAACACCUGGGACAUCGACCUUCGAGAGGUAGAAGUAAAUAACGGCAAACUGAUGUCUAGUGAUAUAAAAGUACAGUUGGUUUAGAAAUAUAAAAAAAUAUUUUAUACAGUAAAAUUACAAUGGAAAAAAAGCAUUAAAAAUUAAGUGUCUUUACUACAUUUACCGCAAGGGGUCGCUUUUGAACGAAUUCAUCAUGAAUCUAAUAAGAGCAAGUUAAAAGCAAUGGUCUUCUCCAAUAACACUCAGCUUUUAUGCAAAUGACUGCUUGAGGAACCAAUGAGUAAAGAUGAAUAAGAAGUGAAUAAAUGGUUUAAUUCCAAAAAAACAAAAAAAUACCAAAGCUUACCAAGAGUAAGAAGUGAAUGAAAUUUAAUAAUCUCAAUCUUAAGAAAAGUCCUAGGCGGUUUAAACAGGUUUUAGCUAGUUCUGAUAGGACUCCAAAGUCUGAUCAAAACCCUUCUAUGCCAAGACCAGCAUAACGAGACUGGGAGACCAUCUUUAAGGAUUAUCAGUCUAGUUAAGGCUAGUUUAAGAUGGUGUUUUUUAGCCAGCAUGUUAACAUGUAGGGUGUACAACUGUUUCUCUUUACUGCAAGAGUUGCACAUAUUUUAUAAUUGAAUUAAAAAUGCAUUUCGAAUGCCGGCCCAGUUCAGGUUUUUGUAUCAGUCUAGUAAAUUUGAAUUGAAGUUAUUCAAAAUAUAUUAUGUUUCAAAAGGGUGAAUGAAAGAAGGCAGUGCAAAUUGAAACGCUAUCUGCAUAACAGUGUUAGUCGAAACAGACUGAUGCAGAAACUGAUUUAUAUCGAUUAAAAUAGCAACGGUCCAAGAUCCUUGAGGAACACCUUGCUUUAGAGAGACAGUAGGGUUCCACCAUCAAGUGUCUGCAUUUAGAUGCAUAUAGGCUCCUUCGGCUUUCACUGAUAAAUUAUUGGGAAGUAAUGUUUUACUCGUCUAAAUAUCUUUUCUAGACUGAGCAGUGGGCUAAAAACUUUCUUGUUCACCUUCCACUUUUUUAUUUAUGAUGCAUAAUGUUAAGCAAAUCAAAGCGUCACAUGUGCGGCCACACCGGCAGCGAGGGGGUUAACGAGUACGCGCCCGCGCAAAAGAAGGCGGGGCCCCGCGCUCAGGUCCUUUUCCGGGAAAUGAAACGGGCGUAUCAAUACGCCGCCGAUGGUUUUCUCGAGCGGCUGUAAACGCGCAGGCGUGUUUCGGUGUGGGUGGAUUUGGGGGCCCGCGUGAACAGGGCGGCGUUUCUAUGGUGAGGAGGUCUUUAAUACGCCACAUGGACCCAGACGCGUCGUACCUUCAGCGUUUGAUUUUCGGACGGUACAUCGCGACGGCCGGCCACAUUCCUCACGUAUCGGUCGCACUCGCGUUUUUCAGCUGUGUUUAUGAACGCGAGGCCUCUCGGCGCCGAACUGGGGUCUCUUCGGAGCUUUUAUGUAAUGAGGAAUAUUCUGGACUCUCGUCUUAGCUGAGAAGCGGUUUGGAAAUGCGCCUUCCUCCUCGGAGAGCUACAACUUGACCGUCUGCGAAUAAUACGUCGCGUUACUCAGUCGCUAGAUCUCUCCCACAGGUGUCUUUCGCAUAAAGGAUGAGGAUCUGAUUAAAACAGCUGAGGCUGCCCACCUCCUCGGUCAUUUCAUCAUUCGUUCACCGAAGACAGAUUUGACGUUAAUGUUUCGCCAGGAGGUCGGUGUCCUGUCUUUUAUUCCGUCUUGUUCGUACCUUUUCCAAUACGAGCAGAGGAACAUGUCUCGGUAUAAUAUCUACAGCCUGCUGGACUGGAUGUACGGAGGGGUGGACCCCAUGUUCGAGGGCAAUGGAGGCCCCGAGUGCGCAGCCUUCCUCUCUCCCAGGCAGAGAACAUUUGAGACUCUCAUCAUCGUGUUCUUUUCCAUCCUGGAAGUGGCGGUGGCCAUCAAAAAGCUGAACGUCCCUAAAGAUGUCCGAGACGUCGGGAGAGAUGGCAGGAGGAGCAAGGAAGACACCUGGGGCAAGAACCUGUUGCUUGUGGCUCUGUGCAUGACUUUUGGAGUUGAGGUCGGGUUCAAGUUCGCCACCAAGACCGUCAUCUACCUCCUCAAUCCGUGUCAUGUGGUCACAAUGGUGCAAAUCUUCCUGCUGGCGUGUCCCCCUUGUAAAACCGCCAUGGUUAUCUUUAGGCUUCAGGUCCAUAUGCUGAACGGAGCCCUUCUAGCUCUUCUCUUCCCAGUAGUCAACACUCGACUGCUUCCAUUCGAGAAGGAGAUCUAUUAUAUUCAGCACUCCAUGCUGUAUCUUGUGCCAGUCUACCUCUUCAGAAAAGGAGGUGUGUAUAAGCCAGAGCCACUCGGAGACAUGUGGUGGGCGCUGCUGUCCACGGGCAUCCUCUUCCUCUACCACUUUGUGUUCCUCCAGGGCCUUGGAAUGCUGACAGAAGUGAAUCUGAAUAACAUGCUGUGUCCCGCCGUCUCCGACCCCUUCUACGGACCGUGGUACCGAGUGUGGGCGACGGGCCACCAGACGGCCCUGACGUUGGUCCACGGCAAGGCCCUGACCAUCCUCUCGCAGCACACCGCUCCCACGUGCCGCUAUUUACUGGAUAUAGCACGUCUUCGCAACAAGAAGCUGGACUAGCGUUUUUAUCAGCAGUCUUACACGGACGAAACCUCAACUGGAGCUUGUCCAGCGUUCUAGACAAAAGCGUAGUACAUAGAUAUAUAUAUAUAUAUAUAUAUAUAUAUAUAUAUAUAUAUAUAUAUAUAUAUACGACUUUAGCACCUUUCUUCUGUUUGUUGUUUGGUCCAAACCCGGUUCCUCGAAGCUGGAACCGUAGAUCGAAAGACGGUUUUAACACCAUAGGAGCAGGACUGAAACAACGUUAACCUUGCCUUGUUUUUUUUUUUUGUUUUGGUGUUUAUCAAAAUGAACACUCACUGAACUCAGAACACACAUAACCUUUCUUCUCAAGUUGCCUUCUUUAGUUACUCUCAACAGGGGGCCAACCCAGUUCCUUUUACUCGUUUGCUGAAUAGCUGAUGCCGCGGUUCUAAACACUGCAUUUCCUCGCUCGCCGGUGAAACGACAUCUUUGUUAAUAUCGUAGACCUGUUGUGGAAAGUGUAAAUGUAGUGGUACUGUACGUCUAGGAGAUUUUCCCGGUCUUUCUUUUGUAUGUAAAUAGUCUCAUUUUUAGCCGUUAGCUGGGGUCAUACCCACGGAAUAUUUUCUGUUGGUUUAAUGUGUUCGAUUCGUCUGCACUAUACCGAUCAUAUUGCGUACGGACGGCGGUCUGUCAAAGCAAACCACCAUUUUUAAACACCUUUUUUUGGUUUUAUUGGUCCGGCCGAUCACCGGAAGGCAAAAACGUUCCUUUCCCUUCGACGUUUAGCAUUAAGCUUCGUUCCACACAACAAUUCAAAUACGUAGUCAAAUGAAGGAAAAUAAGUUUAAUUCAAAUUUGUGUAUUUUUCGUCCAAUCCCAAAAACUGCUGUUUCUUCAAGCGUGUUCAAUUGUUUGCAUGUCAAAACCAGAAACUGUCGCGUAACGAACGCUGAUUCGAGCAGUCUGGAGAAUUUCAAUGUAACUUGACUGAAAGGGAAAGCCGUCUGUCUCGGUGUCAUUUUUGUACAUACGUUUUUAUGGUCUUAUAUUAAAGGUCUUCUCCAACACGUCA
Puntigrus tetrazona (Sumatra barb) is the source of this 3954-nucleotide messenger RNA. RefSeq names its product transmembrane protein 164. The transcript has 6 exons. The record is from RefSeq and is a predicted model, not a curated record. Bases 1974 to 2915 code for a protein of 313 amino acids. NCBI's taxonomy places the organism in Eukaryota, Metazoa, Chordata, Actinopteri, Cypriniformes, Cyprinidae.